Oncorhynchus kisutch (coho salmon) is the source of this 908-nucleotide messenger RNA. Its product is annotated as S-formylglutathione hydrolase. Gene Ontology annotation, molecular function: S-formylglutathione hydrolase activity. Lineage: Eukaryota; Metazoa; Chordata; Actinopteri; Salmoniformes; Salmonidae. Gene Ontology annotation, cellular component: cytosol. The record is from RefSeq and is a predicted model, not a curated record. Gene Ontology annotation, biological process: formaldehyde catabolic process.
AUGUCUUUGUCCAGCACUGAGCUCAAGUGUCAAAUAAAUUUUUCCAUCAACCUGCCUCCAAAGACUGAGAAUGGGAAGUGUCCUGUCUUGUACUGGCUCUCGGGAUUGACUUGCAUGGAGCAGAACUUCAUCACCAAUGCUGGCAGUCAGCAGGCAGCUUCUGAGCAUGGAACCAUUAUCGUUGCACCAGACACCAGCCCACGUGGUUGUAAGGGUAAAAAUGAGAGCUGGGACUUUGGCACAGGGGCUGUUUUCUAUGCCAACGCCACCCAGGAGCCCUGGAAGAGCAACUACCACAUGUACGCCUACGUCAGCUCUCAACUCUCUCAUUUGAUCAACGCUAACUUCCCCACUGACCAAGAGAACAUGUAUAUUUCUGGCCACUCCAUGGGGGGGGGGGGGGGGGGGGGAACAGCCCUGAAGAACCCUGGAAAACACAAGGCAUGUCUGUGUUUCUUGUUUGCCACCAUCUGCAACCCCAGCCAGAAGGCCUUCAAUGGGUACCUGGGAAAAGACAAGAAAGCCUGGGAGGCAUAUGAUGUCACGGUGCUUGCAGCAUCCUACUCCGGCCCUCAGCUGGACAUCCUGAUCGACCAGGGCAGUGAUGACUAGUUCCUGUCGGCCAGUCAUUUGCUUCCUGACAACCUGAUUGCCUCCUGCUCAGAGAAGAUCCCUGUGGUGUUCAGGCUGCAGCCGGGCUACGACCAUAGCUACUUCUUCAUCAACGACCACAUUAAGCACCAUGCCAAGUUCCUCAACCCUUAAGACCAUGACUGCUGGACCAGAACCCAACCAGGCGUUCUCCUCUAUGCCUUCUCCUCCCAACUGUGCACCUGCUACUAUGCACCUGUCCCAUACAGAGAGACGUAGGUGCCUGGUGAACUGACAUUAACCUGAUACGCCUGGUG